Messenger RNA from Entrophospora candida, 212 nucleotides. Lineage: Eukaryota; Fungi; Glomeromycota; Glomeromycetes; Entrophosporales; Entrophosporaceae. The record is from the annotation of a GenBank genome assembly.
GUAUUUGUCCAUGUUCAGGCAAGGCUGAAGAUGCACAAUCUACCAAAAAAACAUGGUUACUCAUUGUUUCUCCGAUAGAUGUCAAAUCAGAAGAAAAACGAGCAUUGGAGAACAGAUAUGAUGUUGACAUUGCAGUAAUGGCCGGAUGGCAAUUAUUGACAUACAUAGUAAAAGAUCUUUUAAAGCAGUUGAAAAGAGGAGUCGAAACAUAA